This is a messenger RNA of Calypte anna (Anna's hummingbird), 3238 nucleotides long. It is a transcript of the gene MOSPD2, whose product is annotated as motile sperm domain containing 2. The coding region runs from base 82 to 1638 and encodes 518 amino acids. The transcript has 15 exons. Lineage: Eukaryota; Metazoa; Chordata; Aves; Apodiformes; Trochilidae. The record is from RefSeq and is a predicted model, not a curated record.
CCUUCCCCAUUCCUGCCCGCCCCUGGCGCUGGCGGGACCGGCUGCAGCUCCUGUGGCCGUUGCGGGUGGCUCCGCCGGACCAUGGCUGAGCAGCGGCAGGACAGGGCAGCGCUGAUCAGCGAGAUUCGGCGGCGUUUCGAGGCGGAGUACCUGUCAGAUAAAUCAGAUAAAUAUGACUUCAGAGAUGUGGAAAGACUUCAGCAAGAUGAUAAAUGGGUUGAAAAUUAUCUGAUUUGGCGUCAUGAUGUUGUGGAUGAUACAUUAAAGAUGAUUGAUGAAAGCUUUCGGUGGAGGAAAGACUAUACAGUUAAUGAUUUGACGGAAUCUGUCCUUCCAAAAUGGUUAUUUGAAAACGGUACUCUCUUUCUGCAUGGAUAUGAUAAAGAGGGAUAUAAAUUAUUUUGGUUCAAAGUGAAGCAUCAUGUAAAAGAUCCCAAACAGCAACUUGACAAAAAGAAACUGGUAGCUUUUUGGUUAGAACAUUAUGCCAAGAGAGAUCAUGGAAAGCCCUUAACAGUGGUAUUUGACAUGGCUGAAACUGGAAUCAGUCACAUUGACUUGGAUUUUGUUCGGUUUAUUGUCAACUGUUUUACAGAUUAUUACCCAAACUUCCUCACAAAGAUAGUGAUAUUUGAAAUGCCAUGGAUAAUGAAUGCUGCUUUUAAAAUUGUGAAGGGUUGGCUUGGCCCAGAUGCAAUAAGCAUGUUAAAGUUCACAAACAAGAAUGAUGUGCAGGAGUACAUCAGUGGAGAGUAUCUGCCUCCUCACAUGGGGGGAACUGACUCAUUCAAGUACAGUUACCCUCCAUUGGUUGAUGAUGAUUUUCAAACUCCAUUAUGUGAAAAUGGGCCCAUUACUAGUGAAGAUGAGCAUGAAAGUAAAGAAGAGAUAGAUGCUGACACCAAGGAGGCUGGGGAGCUGAAUGAAGAACAAAACCUUAAUCAGAAAAAGAUGAAUUCUGUAGAGCAAAAUUCCAAAUCAGAAGAAACUGACAAAACAGAGUUCAAACCAAAAAAUUCAAAGAGAGCAUUAGCCACUUUUAAAGGACCUUUAUUACAUAUCAGCCCAGCAGAAGAACUAUAUUUUGGGUCCAAAGAAACUGGAGAAAGAAAAUGCUUGAUAGUUCUCACAAAUGUCACUAAAAACAUAGUGGCUUUUAAGGUGAGAACAACUGCUCCUGAAAAAUAUAGAGUUAAACCCAGCAACAGCAGCUGUGAACCUGGCACAUCUUUGGAUAUAAUAGUCUCUCUUCAUGGUGGUUUUGCAGCUUCUCUGCAAGAUCGUUUCCUUAUAAUGGCAGCAGAAAUGGACCAGCCUUCUGGAACAGGUAUACCAGAACUGACUCAGUUUUGGAAGGAAGUCCCUAGGACCAAAGUGAUGGAACACAGGCUCAGGUGUCAUGUGGUAGAAAGUAGUAAGCCUUCUUCUCUGAUAUUAAAAGAGAAUUCAUUGAAUAUAGCAGCAAAAACCAAUGAAGAUUUGCAUAUGCAGCUAACUCGCUUACUGCAAAUUAAUAGAAGACUUCAGGAGCAGAUCGAUCGAUGCCUCUGGUUUCAGCAGCUGUCAGUUGUUUUGUCAUUGCUGUCAGUUACUGUUGUUGCCUUCUGCUUCUACUUGGUGUCUUCCCAGAGAAGCUGAACAGUGUUGCUUUGCACUGGAUAUGCUGCCUGUCAUGGUGCAUUGAAGUGGAAGAGAUUGCAGUGCUGAGAUCAGAUUCUGGAACUGUCAAAAUGAGGUUUGUGAGCCUAAAACAAUGCACAAUGAUGUAAUUUGCUGGGGAAAAAAAAGUAAUUAAUGACCAGCAAAGGAUAUUACUGAAAGUUGACGCUUAGAACCGUGCAUGAGGAAGACAUUAAGAACUAGGACCUGUUUUCAGUGUACAACUCAAUAAAUGCUACUGAGCUGGAAGGAAGAAACCAAAUACAACAUCUUAAUUUCAGACAGUUUAAGGUUUUUGUCCUCUAUUCAACUACUUUAAAUACAGUAUUUAAUUUCUUUUUAUCAUUUUCAUUUUUAUAUACUCAGCUACUGUCAUAGAAGAUGCAAGCAGUCAAAUGUAUUGUAAAGGUUAACUUGUUAAUUCAGGAAAAUUUACAGAAAUUGUCAUCCAGGUAUAUUUUUAAUGUAAUCUUUAUAUAUACACAUAUAUAGGAAGAUAUUUGUUGUUAUUAAUUAUAUUGGUAAUUCAGACUCAUUGCUUUCAUUGGUUAAUUACCUUAUUUAUGUACUUUUCCUGAUUACAAGGUAAUUGCAAAGAUUUCCUUCCAAACAACAUAGAUGCAUCCAUAUUGACCAGAAUUAAAACUCUUUCUUGAUUCCAAAGAUAGUAAUGAGAUAUUUAUGGCAAGACAUUAUUCCUGUUCUUUCCUUUCUUUUUCUUGAAAGCUGAGAGUUGACUUUUGAUGAGCUAUUCAUAAAAAUGCUAAUACAUAAUCGGUGUAAGAACUUAAAAUUACAGAUAAAUUUAUGUAGAAAAACCAAGUCAAGUUGGGAAGAUCACAUAUUGUUGAAGGCCACAUAAAUGUGUUAUAUUUGCUGAUCUUCCAAAAUGGUUGUAGAAACAGUUGUGAAUGAAGCUAGCAAGAACUUAUGCUAACAAGGAUUCUUUGUACUUGUUGCUAUAAAUACAUGUCUUAUAAAUACGUGAAAGGAGAGUGAUGGUAUCUUUCAUACACUUAAAAUUUUCACUCUUGAUGGGAUCUAAAAAAUGAAAAAUUCUUUACUAGAAUUUUUUCUACAAAUUGGCUUUGUAAGAGAUAAAGUUAUUUUGUCUGCUGACUUCAACAGAUGAAGGGAGAUUAUGGAGGAAAAAUAAAAGUCACACUUUGCUUCUGUCUUUUUGCAUACAGUAUCUCCAUUAUGAUGCUGAUGUAGUAUCACUUAUAAGAAACAGAAGAUCCAGUGCAAAAAUUGCAUCAGCAAAGUGAUUUAGUUCAUAAUAGUUUUGCUGCUUUAUUAGUUAAAAAAUUUCCAUGAAAAAAAGUGUUUACAGAACUAAUGAUGAGUACAGACCUUCUUAAUUUGUACAAUGUUUACUACAUCUUCAUUUUCUUAAUUUUUCAGUAGUCUCAUUUCUGUUCAGUUUGCUUCUCAGUUUUUUGUUUUCUUAUUUGUUCACUGCUUGCAAUGAAGUUGCUGUUCAGGUUAUUUUCAUGUGCAUGCAACUCAGAUGCUUUGCUUCCAACAAAAUGGGUUCUUGUCUUGUUGAGAAAGGUGAUGAAGUAAUUUGUAACCUUAA